UGGCGACGUGUGAGCGGCGGCGUCCGCGCGGUGUUUAAUCGAGGAGCGAGAGAGAGCAAGAGGAAGGUGUAUCAUGUUGCCGCGGUCGCAGGGUCCGCAGUGUUUCCGUGAUCCGCGUUAGGUUUGGUGCAAAUGUAAAAGGAAUGUCAGAGGCGAAACGGGUGCCCCUGCAAACCCUGGAGUUCCCGGAGCCCCUGGGCCACGCGACGAAGGAGAAAAAGGGGAACAUGGGCAAGCAGCUCGCGCCCUCCUUCCGCUUCACGCUCACCCUUCCCGAGUCCAACGAGAAGACAUGCCCGGAAUUCAACUAUGCCCAACUCCUCAAGUCAGCGGAGAAAAAGCGAAGAAAAGAACAAAAGAGGGGAGAUGAAAAUGCGACCAAUGGACUGGAUCCAUUCGACGAUGAUGAUGAUGAGGAUAAGCUUAAAGACAUGGCGAGACGGUUCGAGGCAAAAUAUGGAACUUCUACCAUGGGAAAAAAAAGGCAUAAGUAUGAUGAUUACGUGGACUUGGGCGCAGGAUAUGACGAAAACGAUUCCUUCAUCGACAAUACUGAUGCUUAUGAUGAGAUCGUACCCGAAGAGAUGACCACGGCGCACGGAGGAUUCUAUAUUAAUUGUGGAGCUCUUGAGUUCAGAGCGGCCGAUAGACGUUCGUUAGUCCAUAAUAAUAAUAAUAAUAAUACUAAUAAUAAUAAUAAUAAUAAUAAUAGCGAUGAUGAGGAAAGUAGUGAAAGUAGCGAGGAAGAUACCGAAGAUGUAGAUAGUCCUAAUCCUAAAAGAGUAGAUAAACGAAUCAUUAGCUCCUCGGAUGACGAUGAGACGGAGGAUAUUACUGGUGAUAACCCGCGAAAGAGACGGAAAAUCGAGGAAAAUAGCGAGAAGAAAGGUAAUCACGAGAAUAGCAAAAAGAGAAAAAAGCCGCAAAAUCAUCAAGCGCAAGAUGCACAACAACAAAAUUCUCAACCAGAUUUGGAUCUUUUGAGACGGAAGGAAAAGAAUGAGACGACAGAUGCUGAAGGAGGUACAGCUUCGGAAGAUCAAGAGGAGAAGAAAAAGUUUGAUAAAUCAGAGAAAAAUAAAAUAAAUGAGAAAAAGUUCGAUAUCAAAAAGUUCGAAAAGAAAUCAUCAAAUAGUAAUGGAUACGACGCGAAGAAGAUAGAUCUAAAGAGAUUGGACGCUAAAGAUAGUAAUAUUGACGAUGCGAUAGAGAGCGUUGUUAAUGCAGCAGCUAGAGGAAUCGAAGACGACUCGAGUCGUGAUACGACAGAUUCGGGGAAAUCCCGUGUUUGCCUUUACGUUGAAUCCGACGGCGAGGAAAUGGAGAAUAAGGAAGCAUCUUUGCCUGAGAAUCUACCCGAGGAUAUAAGAGAGAUAGUGAAUAAAUUAAAAGUUCAGGCGGAAAAUAGCAAAGAUGGCGGCAAAAGCAAGUUUUUCAAUAGCGCAGUUAACGAAGUGCUUUUUAAUUUAGAGAAGAAACUGCGAAUGAUGAAUUCGCCUAGCAUAAGAUUACAAACCUAUGUACAUCUAGUACGGUUUUUACCUUGUAGUAAAAUUACUCUUCUCAGCAGAGCUAAAAAACUUUAUUUAAAAGAUGCAGAACACAGAGUGAAUGAACCGAUGCAAAAAUUAAAGACUCUCAUCGAUAAUAUUAUGCCAUCAGUUAUGGAUAAAUAUAUGAAAGAAUGUCAGAAAGUUGCUGAUGAAAAUCCUCAAUUAUACUGGGAGAUAUAUCGGUACUGUUGGGGUUUUGAGGGAUCUCCUGCAGAUGCAGAGAGCAGCGAUGAAGAAGAUGGUUCGUCUAAAAACACGGAAAAGCCAAAAAUACCACGAAAACGAUUUCCAUGGACUGACGAAGCAAAAAAACUUGUUCUUGAAAUUGCAAACGCCAGGAGACAUUAUUUCAAAAUUCUCAGAUCAAGAAAGGAGAGUAUGGAAUCGUUCGUUGCUUCUUUCAUGGAUUCGAAUGUAUUACCAUUGUGGCCGCCCGGAUACGUACGAUUGCAAACCUUGCUAAAAUAUGCUAGUCCAGUUGAACCCGCCAUUAAGAAGAAGUUGAAGAAAUCAAAAGAAAUGGUCAAUGCAAACAACGUUACCACUUCUACGAAUACUCAAGUUUGCAAUGUUGCAAAGAAUGAUGCAACAAACGUAAAUAAUCUUUUGUCUCAAGAAAACGAGAGGACAAAUAUGAAUGUAUCCAAAGUUCAGAUCAUUGGCGAAAAUUCGACGAAUUUUGCAAGUCAAGCUACAGCGAAGUCUAACGACGUUAAUACCGAUAGGAAGCAACAUAGUAAUAAAUAUAAAGAUAUGCAUACAGAGAACAAUGCGGGCCAACAGCAGGAAAGCGCUACGGUCAACAAUUUUACAGUUGGUAAAAUUUCUGUAGUACCUACAGCACAACUAAUGGCUCAAAAGCCAACUAAGAGUCACGUUGAGAAAUUUAAUUUCAUGGAUUUAACAAACAGUUCUUUGUCUAUAACACGUGUUGAUUAUGAUAAAUUAUCGACAAAAAUAACUGAAGCGAUAAAGGAUAGAGUUUCUAUUACACCGUGUCCGGAACCUGUGAGCCAUUCUAAGACGAACGAAAUUUCCCAAACAGGACAUCAUUCCGUAUAUAGACAAGAUACUUCCUAUUCGUCAGCACAAGCCUUGAAACAUAGGUUCUUACAGGAAAAUGCUGACGUUAAAUGCGAAAAGAGAUUGGACGACAAGGAUGUUGACGCAACGGUUAUGAAGACUGAAAAAAAAGAAAAGAAACGAGAGCGAUGUGUGGAAGUCAAGCAUAAAUCGUCGCACGAUCAGAAGAAAAGAAAGAAAGAUCAUAAGAUGAUUGAGCAACAAAUAGGGCCUAUUAACCAAGACGUAGUGCCUAUGCCACAGCAAACAACCCUCUCGAAGGAAGAACAGGAACAAAGACAAAACGAGGAAACAAUUGCUGCAACUAAUUUUCUUAGUCAGAUCAUCAACGAUGAUUCUUCGCCACGAGGAUUAACUGAUAAACGGAAAGACGGUUUCAUUACAGAUGAUACUUUAGCGAAUGCAGUACAACCAACGGAUCAGGAGAAGGAUGUCCAGAUGGUAAUGAGAUCGUUGAAGGAAUUGCAAGAGUUACAAGAAAUGAAAUACUCCCCUAAUAAUUCGCCGGUCGGUGGUACUAUACAAAAGCCUGGUAAAUCGAAUGCGCAAUAUGUCACUUAUCAGGAAGACUAUCAGCGAUUGUAUCUCAAAAAGGAAGAUAAAAUAAGGUCUAAGGAAGAAGCACAAUGGUAGAAAAGACGUAUCUUAUCGCUGAUUUGAAAUUUUUUUUCUGGGGACGGUAGUAACGAUCAGUUAGUAGCGAAAGAUAAUAGGCGGAUUCUCGAUAUUUAUGUAAUUACGUUUCGUUUCGUAUGAACAAUCGAGCGAAGGCUGACGGAAACUUCUUCCACUUAUACAAUGCCAUUAUUGGCGAAGUAAAACGCAGCUAUAUAGAUUUAUAGCGAUCAUACUGUGUAUGUCGUGUAAGGAUUUUUAAAUAUUUUCAAACAAAAACCGCCAAAUUAUGUACAUACAUUACAAAUUUGCUAGCGAUAGUUUUGGUUGUAUGUGUACAGUAUAAGUAUAUAAAUUAUAAAAUUCUAAGGUAUUCAAAAGAUGUGGAUACACUUAGCGAAUGAGUAACGAGCGAACGAGUGAAUGUAAAGUUGAAUUUAUUAGAACUUUCUAUAUCAAUUUUAUAAUCUAAUUGGAUAUAAAUUAAAUUUUGUUCGUAUUUACUGUGCACGUACAUUUUUACAAGAUUUAGUAAUGAAAAUUCAUAUUCGCUCUCCAUUCAUCAUUUGUUCAGUGUAUGCAUAUCUUAAUAAGUAUUUGUGUAAAUAAGUGAGCAGCGUCCAAUCGCUCUGUGAAGUGGGUGGUCUAUGAGAAUUUUAUUUUCAUUUAUUCGACGAGCCUUCUGUGAUUUUUUAUUGCGAUUUUGUCGAUUAUUUUGUGAUCGACAUUUAAUAUAAUUUCGGUCGCUACAUACUUGUAACGUUUUGUUUUAAUCGUAAACAUAAGCAUAUUAAAUGCUCUUUUUUUU
Trachymyrmex septentrionalis is the source of this 4059-nucleotide messenger RNA. It is a transcript of the gene yem, whose product is annotated as ubinuclein-1. Gene Ontology annotation, cellular component: nucleus. The coding region runs from base 144 to 3269 and encodes 1041 amino acids. The transcript is spliced from 12 exons. The record is from RefSeq and is a predicted model, not a curated record. Lineage: Eukaryota; Metazoa; Arthropoda; Insecta; Hymenoptera; Formicidae.